CACCAUCGCAAUUACGCCACUGACGUCGACGUCAUGCGUCGAGUGCCAAUCAUGUGCAUUGAAAAAUAAAAACAAAAUUUUGAUGCGUGUGUGCCGCUGUUUAGUUUUGGACGUUUUGGUCAGUAGUCGGUACUCACUCGGACACUCGGUCAGUAUGUCAUGAGAGUGUGUCAGUAACUACAACUGUCUACUACUGACUCUGUAAUCACUGCGGAAGUGCAGACUGCAGACGCUGUUCGUUGAGCUAAAGCUAAAUCGCCGACAAUCAGUUGUGAUAACAGGCAAGUCGAUUGGUGGCGAAGUGCCGACACCAGCUGACUUUAUAGUGAUCAGCGACUUGUCAGUUGUCACUUGUACAAUCUGUUGUUGUGCUCCGCGCACGUGCGUUGUUUUGAACUUCGCCGAUCGUCGACCGCCGUCAACAAUCAACAAAAAUUUCUUGAAUCUAAGAUGAAUAAUAACAGUUUAUCCAGUAUAAAUCAAUUUUCAUUAAUAACCUCAAACAUUCCUGUUGACUUGGCAUUUGAUUUCAUUACAAAAAAUGAUUUACAACAGUGUCUAGAAUAUCUCACAGCAUGGUACUGCAAAGUGGGCUGUAUCCAAUUAUUUGACGAUGAAAAAAUUUUAAAUUUGGAUACAAUACUAUCUACAAAUUUAAUUAAUAAAGUGAUAGCAAAACUACCAACUGUGGAUUGUGAUGAUUAUAAACUUCAAAAUGACAUGGAAAAUCAAUUUGAUCAAAAGCUUACUACAUUGUAUAAUUUUAAAUUUAGAAAGUUUUUAAUAGAAUUUAAAUUAUCAAACAAUUCUGCAAAUUUAGCUCGAGUGGUAUGUAAAUAUUCAAAUAAACCAAUUAUAUUUUAUUUUAAUGUACUAGCAUUAGAAAAUGCUUGGGACUCUUGGAAUAUUUUUAGGAACAUGACUGGUUAUAGUUUACAAAUUGGCAUAGUUUUGUGCCUCACUAAAUAUGUGCCAACUCAUGAUGAGAUGAGUCGAUGGGUUGGUGAACCCAUGUGUGCUUUAUCUAUUAGUACAAACCUUUUCAAUUUAAACAAAAAAGGAAAUCCAGUACUUAAUGAAAAUCAUGAAGUUAUUUUGAAAAUGGCUGUACAACAAAAAUGGACAAUAAUUGUAUCGGGCGAACCGCUACCAAAUAUGAGAGAUUAUUUUUAUUACAUUAUAUUUAUUGCCAAGAAUGUUCAUAUACCAGCUCCAAUAAUURUGUGUGAUGAUCUUCUACAACUCCCCUUGCAACCACUCAGAGACAAUCUUAUGUCUUGUGUAUAUCAUGUUUUUGAACAGGAUCCAGUUAAAUAUACACAAUACCAAAAAGCAAUACAUUUGGCAAUCAUUGACAAAAAGGUAAAAAAUAUUGUUAUAGCUGUUAUUGGUGCCGGUCGAGGUCCUCUAGUUAAAGCUUGUUUGAGAGCUGCAGAUUUAGCAGCUGUAAAUGUUAAGGUAUAUGCAGUUGAAAAAAAUGAAAAUGCUAUACCGACUCUACUUAUGUACCAAAAAAACAUUUGGGGRAAAUCUGUUGAUGUGGUUUUCAGUGAUGGGCGUGAAUGGGACCCACCUGAGAAGUGUGAUAUAAUGGUGUCUGAACUUUUGGGAUCAUUUGGAGACAAUGAAUUGUCACCAGAAUGCUUAGAUGGAGCUCAGAAAUGUUUGAAAGAUGAUGGGAUAAGUAUACCUUGUGAAUAUUCAUCCUAUUUAAGGCCUGUUAUGUCACACAAAUUGUUUAGUCAGACGAUAAGAAAUAAAGCUAUCGAUGAGUCAUGUAUAUCAAAGUCAAAAGAUUCUGCAUUUGAACAGUCAUACAUUGUUUUACAACCAAAUAGCUAUAAGCCAACAAAGACCAAAAAAUUAUUUUCAUUUUAUCAUCCAAAAAAAACACUAGAAAGCAAUGCUCGUUAUAAAUGCCUUAAUUUUGAAAUAACUUCUAACAUGCAAUUGCAUGGUUUUAGUGGCUAUUUUAAUGCUGUACUUUAUAAAAAUAUUAUAAUUAGUAUAGAACCAUUAACUGAGAGUUUUGGAAUGUUCAGUUGGUUUCCAGUUUUUUUUCCAAUCAAGGAUACCAUGUUUGUUAAAUCGGGUAAUGUUAUAUCUGUGCAUUUUUGGAGAUGUUGCGAUAAAAAUARAGUGUGGUAUGAAUGGUGUGUAUCUUCCCCAAACCAAACACCUAUUUAUAAUUGCCAAGGAAAAUCAAAUUCUAUAAGACUGUAAUUUAUUAAAUACUUAAUUUUUAUUACAUUAGUAAUAUUUUUAACUAAUGUAGAUUYUUGACU
Diuraphis noxia (Russian wheat aphid) is the source of this 2285-nucleotide messenger RNA. Its product is annotated as protein arginine N-methyltransferase 5 pseudogene. NCBI's taxonomy places the organism in Eukaryota, Metazoa, Arthropoda, Insecta, Hemiptera, Aphididae. The record is from RefSeq and is a predicted model, not a curated record.